CCGUAACGAAAUAUCAAGUAGGAGGGGAGCACUAUCGGGAGAUACGCUCAUAGUUCCGACAGUGGCCACGGUCCUCUCACUCUCCGCUCUCGGCGUGUACCUAUCAACCACUACGGCGGUGUUGCUAGUCAAUGACACGUGAUCCAUCAAUGACUUCGGAACGUCGUAACUACGGUGAUGUCCGGCCGGGCAUGUCCGUCUUAUCCGUCUAACUCGGGCGAAUAAAUAGUUUUAACAAAACAUAAGUUCGUCGCGUAUGUCGUACUAAAUUGGCGACCGUUCGGUAAAAACGUUAAUAAUAAAAUAGUAUUAUGGACAAACAACACUUGGACGUGGCGACAAUGCCGCUGGACAGAACGAUCAGUCUAAAUGUGGACAAUCGACACUUGACGUCCAAGUCGAAAUCGAGUUCGCCGUCGGUAAAAGACCGGUGGUAUAGCUUUCGCGGGCGUCCGCGAGAUGAGCGCCCGUCCAACGUGGAAGAGUUUCUAUUCAUGGAGAGCUUGCCAGACGCAGUGGCCGAAAACCGAGAAAUCGAACUAUCUGUAAUAAUCUGCAAGGAUACAAUCCGACAGGACCUAAUGAACUCGAUGAGGACGUGCAACGGGCGGCUGCCACUCUUGCAACAAGUAGAGCAAGGCACGUUCGAUCCGGAGGAACAGCAACCCCAACCGCCACUCAACCAGGUUGAGCUGGACAGGCUGUUAUGUUGGGCUGUAUAUGUCGGUGCGACCCAGUAUCUUGAAUACUUAUACGAAAAAGGAGCCAACAUCGGGUGCACACACUGCGGUAGCUUUACCGCCAUACAUCUAGCAGCUUUCAUGAACAACGUCGAUGCUUUGAGAUGGUUAAUUAACAAAAAAUGCAAUAUCAACUCAAUUCAAAAUGGAUUCACUCCACUCCACUCUGCAGUAAUGGGGAAUGCUUUAGAAACCACAAAAAUCCUAAUUGAUCAACGAUGUGAUGUAGAUAACACAGUGCUUCAUUGUGCUGUUCAAGCGAAUUCUUUAGAAUGCGUUAAGUAUAUUUUGCAAAUAGGCGUCGAUGAUCCAAAUGCUUUUGAUGCCCAUGGCAACACACCUCUUCAUUUAGCUGCAGAUAAAGGAUACACUGAAUGUCUGAAACUUCUCUUGGCUGGCAGCAACAAAUCGAUAAAUCAGAAGUCCAGGACCAGACAGUCGACAGCGCUGCAUAUGGCAGCUGAAAACGGUAACACGGAAUGUGUUCAAAUUCUUCUCAACAACGGAUCUAGUCAUGGCAUAUUGAACGAUAAAUACCAAACUGCACUGCACCUUGCCGCAAAAGCUCAGUGUGCCGAAUCCGUAGGAAUAUUAUUGGAAUUGGGAGCCGAGGUGAACGCGUUAGAUAUUGACAAGCGAACUCCACUACAUUCAGCGGUAUGUAAAGCUUUUCUAUCGUUCCAUGUGGUUGAAGUAUUGGUGAAAUGGGGUGCGGACGUCAAUAUUCAAGAUAGAUACGGCUACGCACCGCUCCACAUAGCUGCGCUGAAUGAACUAUCACAGUGUGUCGACUUUUUAAUCAUUAAAGGAGCGGACAUAAGUUCUAGAACAAUUGGUGGAAUGAGCGCUCUAAGCAUUAUUAACCGAAAGACUCCUUCGAGUAUUAAUACGAUCAAAAAAAAGUUGGACCAAGCCAUUUCCCUUAAUGAUCCUGAAGCUUCUAUCAAGGAGGUCGAAUUGAAAAUGGAUUUUCGAUAUUUAUUACAGAAUCCAAGUCAUGGCGAAAUUAUACUGCUACACACUCUAGAGGAAUGUGGUCAGAAGUUAAUGCUCGAACACCCAUUGUGCAAAGCGUUUUUAUAUUUAAAAUGGCAAAAGAUCCGUCGUUUUUACUUUGUGCGUCUUAUUUUCGAUGCUAUAUUCAUCCUAUUAUUAACAGCCUAUGUAAUUACAGCUCUAGCUCACGACUGCUAUAAUAGAGCUAAAAACAUAACUGUCCAAAACCCGGACGUUUGUAUACAAAGCAAUUUAUUUGGUUUGCAUCUCAUAUCAAAUAUUUGGAUCAUGGAAUUUAUUUGGUACAUUUUGUUGGUGUUCACGUGCAUAGUAAUUGCCAGGAAGUUAAUUGGAUUUGCAGGAUUCGUAUCGGCCAAACAAUAUUUUUCAAACAUCACAAACGUGAUCGAUUGGUUUGUCGCGGCUAGCGUUUUUCUAACGUCAUUUGUGUACAAUAACAGGACUUAUCAUUGGCAAAACCACGUGGGAGCAUUUUCCGUGCUGUUUGGAUGGUCAAAUUUAAUGUUGAUGGUUGGGCAAUUACCUAUAUUUGGCACAUACAUUGCAAUGUUCACUAAAGUUCAAGCGGAAUUUGCCAAAUUAUUAUUAGCAUACUCGUGCUUGCUCAUUGGCUUCACGAUAAGUUUUUGUGUUAUAUUUCCCACGUCCUCGGCCUUCAACAAUCCUUUAAUAGGCAUUGUUAAAGUCCUCGUAAUGAUGACAGGAGAACUCGACUUAGAUUUACUACUUGGAAAGGAUGAAAAAUCCUCCGUUAUACUUAAUAUAAGUGCUCACAUUACGUUUGUAUUGUUCCUUAUAUUCGUCACAGUAGUGCUAAUGAAUUUGCUGGUAGGAAUAGCAGUGCACGAUAUUCAAGGCUUACACAAAACUGCCGGUCUUUCGAAAUUAGUCAGACAAACUCAACUUAUUUAUUUACAAGAACAGGCGUUAUUUCAAGGGUUUUUACCAAGACGCGUAACAGACUUCUUUAACUGGAGCGCACGGGUUUCACCGCUCGCGUACCGGGUGGUGCUCUACGUGAAACCAUUAAACCCUAGGGAAAAAAGGCUGCCAAAAGAAAUAAUGGAAGGUGCGCUAAACAUAGCUAAACAAAAACGACUCAAUAUUGUAGAUUGCAAACAAUCGGUUUUAGAAAAUAAAAUAGAAAAUAAAGUAUUGGUCGAAGAAAUAAAACAGCUUAAAGAAAUAGUGCAACAUCAACAAAAACUAUUACUAGAAUUAAUUAAGAAGUCUGAAUAGAUGCCAUAGUAUACUACACGUUUAUACACAUUAAUGUAUAUUAUAU
Molecule: messenger RNA, 3042 nt
Organism: Adelges cooleyi (spruce gall adelgid)
Lineage: Eukaryota; Metazoa; Arthropoda; Insecta; Hemiptera; Adelgidae
Product: transient receptor potential channel pyrexia-like
Exons: 2
Coding region: 312-2996 (894 amino acids)
Biological process (GO): transmembrane transport; monoatomic ion transport
Cellular component (GO): membrane
Molecular function (GO): monoatomic ion channel activity; protein binding
Source: RefSeq, a predicted model, not a curated record